AUGUGCAUCAUGGCUUGCAACCGAUCCAAUGAGAUCCCGAAUCUCUCACUGGAUGAAGAAACCUACCUCAGCCAACAGCUGAGCCCGCAGUCUCGACCGGCCGACUUCUUCAACAGACCCUCUGACCCUACCGACCCUCUAGCUGCCAACUGGAGCUACGAUAGUACGAUCGACAUGUUUGCUCUCAACCCCACGGACAUGUCGCCCGUAUCAUUCGAUUUUGCCGACAACCUCACAAACCUUGACUCCAAGGACCUCUUUGCCGACCCAUUCACUGGUUCCUCAGGCAUCAGUGGCUUCUCCAUGCCCAUGGCAGAGGAUGCUGCCUCACUCUCAUCGGAGCUUGACAGCGACGAUCAGUCUUGGCAGUCUGUGGCUGCCCGCCAGUCUGUCGACUCAAAUGCUUUUGAGAUGCAGACCAGUGAGCCAACCAGCCUCGCCCAGACCCGACCAGAGAUCAAGACCCGAUCAUCAACAAGAUGGUCAUCAAGCCCAGUCUUCAAGCAAGAAGAUGUCUCCACUCCUCAACCUUCCAAGACCUCAACCUCCACAUCCCGCAAGACCCGCAGUUUCUCCCAAGAGUCCAACCGAUCAUCCGGUAGUCAGGACCCGCAGAUGCGGAAUGCCGCCAAGCGUGCCGCCCACAACAUCAUCGAGAAACGUUACCGCACCAACAUGAACGCCAAGUUCGUCUCCCUGGAGCAGGCCAUCUCACCAUCCCGUGUUCAAAAACACACCAAGGUUGGCGCAGGAUCACUCAAGAAAUCAGAGAUUCUCACCAACGCCCUAUCCUACAUCGAUGGCAUCCAACAAGAGAACCAAGCUCUGCACAAGGAGUUAGCGAUGCUAAAGCAGAACAUGGUACCGGGUGGCAUGUGGAGACCCAACAAACAUCCCCGGAUGUGA
This is a messenger RNA of Penicillium olsonii, 906 nucleotides long. NCBI's taxonomy places the organism in Eukaryota, Fungi, Ascomycota, Eurotiomycetes, Eurotiales, Aspergillaceae. The record is from the annotation of a GenBank genome assembly.